CAGAGUCAGAGAAGAUGUAUAGUUUCAGAAGUGGUCAAGUUUUUUGUCUUCUGCUGCUUUAUUUAACAGAUGUGACUGGAGAUUUGUCCAUUUUACUUGCCAGGGAAGGAGAACAAGUUGCUUUUCCUUGUAGGAGCAAGCUGUUGAGUCAGGCUAGAUGUAACAACACCUGGAUCUUCGGUUCUACAACUGGAGUAACAGUGGAGCUGACUCACUCAGGGAAAAUGACUGUUGAAGAUCAAUCCGACAGACUGAGUGUUGCAGCAGACUGUUCUUUAGUCAUAAAGAAGGUCACAGCUGAGGAUGCUGGCCUUUACACCUGCCGACACUUCGAUGAAUCAGGAAAACAACAGGAUGAAGACAUUGAGGUUGAUCUGUCAGUCGUUACUUUGACUGAACAUAUAAGUCCUGAGGAGGUGAUGUUGAACUGCUCUGUGUGGAGAUACAGAUGGUGCAGACACACAGUGCAGUGGCUCUUACAUGAUAACAAAGUAGAUGGAGAUCACAAUAUGCUGACGACAACGCAUUCUGUGCGCUUGGCUACGGUAACUUUUCCGGUUUCUGGUUCCUCCACCUCAUCUCAGUAUUAUCAGUCACUGAGGUGUGAAGUGACAUCAGAAGGACACAAGGUACAGGUCUUCUUCAGUCCUUCGCCUUUGGAAGAGCGAACAGAUACGACAAGAACAGUGACUCCAAGAAAUGAGUGGAUGCAAACAACAAAAAUAAAUCCAAUGGAAGGAAAACAACAAGAUUGCUCUCUUCUCCACUUCAUAAUGAUGGUUGCACGUGUUGUUGAAGUUGUCCUCAUUCUUGUGAUCAUUGUUCUUCUAAUUAGAGCUCAAGGGAACAAGAGGCCGACAAAUCACACUGUCUGUACUGAUGAAGAUGAAGCUGAUGGUACAGUGAGAUAUGAAAACAUGGGAGAGCCUUCUGUUUCUGUCAGACUGCGCUGAUCAACAUCAACAACAUCAGCUGAAAAAUGACACCAGGGAUGAAAACAAUAGGUUUUAUUAUAAGAUGUUAAGUAGGGAAUUUUGUGAGACCAACCCCUUCUACUUUUGUCACUUUUAUAAAAUGUGUUUUUUGUGAUGUUGUAAAGUUAACUCCAUUUAUUGCCUCAAAGAAAACCUUUUCAAUCUACUUUUCUUUUUCCCUUUUAUUUGCAUUUAUUAUUAUUGUGAUGUGUGGGAUUUUUUUGGUUUGUUUUUUUCAGCUCAGUAUGUAUUUGUUUAAAAUGAGCUUUGAGUCUUAAAGGUGUUGGAACCAUUUUCUCUUAUUAAUAUAGAAAAUAGUUAUCAGCAUAUAAUAAACCGCUAUAUAUGUACUAGCCUCUGUACAGUUUUUUUUUUUUUUUUUUUUUUUUCAUAGAUGAAAAUAAUUGUUUUAUUUAGCUGGAAUUUAAUGAAAAACUGUACAGUAAUUUUUCCUCAGA
This is a messenger RNA of Sphaeramia orbicularis (orbiculate cardinalfish), 1432 nucleotides long. RefSeq lists its product as uncharacterized. The transcript has 7 exons. Gene Ontology annotation, biological process: positive regulation of ERK1 and ERK2 cascade; interleukin-15-mediated signaling pathway; T cell activation. Gene Ontology annotation, molecular function: MHC class II protein binding; protein tyrosine kinase binding. Bases 15 to 953 code for a protein of 312 amino acids. The record is from RefSeq and is a predicted model, not a curated record. Gene Ontology annotation, cellular component: membrane raft; external side of plasma membrane. NCBI's taxonomy places the organism in Eukaryota, Metazoa, Chordata, Actinopteri, Kurtiformes, Apogonidae.